AUCGGCGGAGAAGGAGUCCAGAACGCGGCCCCGAGUGGCCCCUCUCCUUGGGAACAGUUCUCGCGAGUCAGCCAUAGCUCUAUGCAGCAUCAUGUUCCACUUCCGCUCUCCAACUCGGAUGCAGCCAAGGAUAUGCGUCUUGCAGUGCUACUGGCAAUCCUGGCAAGGGAGAUAGACAGGCAUAUUUUCCACCCAACGUACAUUUUGUCGGAGGAUAGCCACAUCCGCGAGACGCUUGUGAACCUCGCAAUGAAAGACUCGAAGAAAGAAUUCUUCUGCCGCCAGAUCCUGCUUUCCAUCGAUCCCAACAAGGAGCAGGAGAUUCUGGGAGAACGAAUCCGCACCGUGACUCGCAAUGUCAUGCGUCUGCUGAGCGGCCUGCCUGAGGCUUUCUACAGCGAGAUGCGCGACGCCAUCGAAGGUCUGGCCACACAGGCAGGCGAGCUUUGGAGUCGGUUCCGACGAGCAGAGCGCAAGUACGAAGUGGACUUUGAUCCUUUGAAAUGGGGAGAUGAUGAAUGGAGACCAUUCGUCUUCCCAGACCAGGCUGGCGCUGUUGGGGAAUCUCCCGUGGCCCGUACCCUCAGUGAGAGUCUGCUUACUGUAUUCCCACGCAUCUGUACCGUGGAGGAUGGUAUACGUGACGCAUAUACAUUCGUCAUUGAGCUGAAUCGAUCAAUGCCUCAAUGUGUUGCGGCAGGUAAAGAGUUGAUCCGGGAGCCAUCAAGUCCCACAUCGAAUGGACGAGGUGCAUCAAACCGGCAAAGGCGGAUUUCUAUCGCCUCGAGCAGUAUGAAUGGUCAAAAUGGCGUUUCUCUAGGGAAGAAAGGAAAGCAAGAGGGGUCAAAGCAGGGAUGAUUGGGAUCCUACUCCGGCCUUUGCAUUGAUAAUCUCAUCUCCCCGCGUUGUUUUUGAUACCAUGUAUAGUGUUUCUUAUUAUCAAGAUACUUCCGUUAUGAAGUAUGGUGAAACCGAUCUGAAGGACGAAGGAAAGUCGCAGCAGAAUCGGAUGAGGCGAAG
Molecule: messenger RNA, 1020 nt
Organism: Penicilliopsis zonata CBS 506.65
Lineage: Eukaryota; Fungi; Ascomycota; Eurotiomycetes; Eurotiales; Aspergillaceae
Exons: 2
Coding region: 82-858 (258 amino acids)
Source: RefSeq, a predicted model, not a curated record